CCGGCUGGUAAUCUUAAGUAGUAGCCACACGAUCAACCGACCAUACUUUCCACUACCUCUAUAUAAGGCUACCGUCAGCAUCGCACUAUCGUUGCUCUAUACACCCUGACUUGAACCGUUCUCUGCACCAUCAAAUACCCGCAUCUUCGUUCGGCACUAUGACUCUCGCCGAGGAGCUCCGCUCGAGAAACUUCAGCAUCUAUGGACAAUGGACGGGCGUGAUCUGCAUCGUCUUGUGCUUGGCUCUCGGUAUCGCCAACAUCUUCUCGUUCGACGUCGUGAUUAUCAUCUUUAGUGUUCUGUGCCUCAUCUCUGGUUUGAUCCUCAUCUUCGCCGAAGUGCCCUUCCUCCUCAGAAUAUGCCCCACAUCACCAAAAUUCGAUGCAUUUAUCCGACGCUUCACCACAAACUGGAUGCGCGCUGCAAUGUAUACUGUGAUGAGUGUUGUGCAAUGGCUCAGUCUUAUCAAGUCCGCUACCAGUUUGAUUGCGGCUGCCGUUUUCCUACUCAUCGCCGGUUUGUUCUAUGCGCUGGCGGGUCUCAAGAGCCAGGAAUUCGUCGGCAGCAAGACUUUGGGCGGCCAAGGUCUUGCGCAGAUGAUCGUCUAAGACUGGUCUGAAACGUGAUCUAUGAAGCUAAGGUGACUGACAUGGAAUGGAAAAAGAGACGGCUAAAGAACCAUCUCUGGGCUGAAUGCGCCACGAUUAUGAAUCGAUUGUGCUGUUCUUGACGCUGCCGAGCAGGGUCUUGUACUCGUAUAGCAUACUGUUUUGAGAAAUUGGGAUUCCUACGGCUCGGGCUACUGAAGUUUCUGCUCAUGUGCCUUUAUUGAUUUUCUUCUUUGUGUCGUAUUUGCAGUCCUGUUUUUGCUCUUGAGACUUGCUCAAAAACUGUUACAAUGAGUUUUAGAUGAAUCAUGUAAUAUUUACCAUCUCGCCCCAGCGAAUACCCGAUUAGCAUCCUAGCGAUGAAUGAAUGGAUUUGUUUGCAUAG
This is a messenger RNA of Aspergillus costaricaensis CBS 115574, 993 nucleotides long. RefSeq names its product Tvp18 family protein. The record is from RefSeq and is a predicted model, not a curated record. Gene Ontology annotation, biological process: vesicle-mediated transport. The coding region runs from base 159 to 608 and encodes 149 amino acids. Lineage: Eukaryota; Fungi; Ascomycota; Eurotiomycetes; Eurotiales; Aspergillaceae. The transcript has 5 exons. Gene Ontology annotation, cellular component: Golgi membrane.